Messenger RNA from Carica papaya (papaya), 2100 nucleotides. Its product is annotated as Glycosyl hydrolase family 47 protein. Gene Ontology annotation, molecular function: mannosyl-oligosaccharide 1,2-alpha-mannosidase activity; calcium ion binding. NCBI's taxonomy places the organism in Eukaryota, Viridiplantae, Streptophyta, Magnoliopsida, Brassicales, Caricaceae. The record is from RefSeq and is a predicted model, not a curated record. Gene Ontology annotation, cellular component: membrane. Gene Ontology annotation, biological process: endoplasmic reticulum mannose trimming; mannose trimming involved in glycoprotein ERAD pathway; carbohydrate metabolic process.
ACCCAAAACUAAUUUUUCCAUUUUUUCUGAAAGAUUAAUUUAUCGAACGCCAAAGCAUGUUUCCUCGUAAUUCUAGGAGAUGGCUUUUCAUCUCCUCGUUCUGCUCUAUUUGACAUUCUUCAACCUGUCCAUGUCCCAGCUUGAUUCUCACUGGGCAGCUAAGAGAAGGCACAUGAAGGAGAAAGUACGCCAGAUGUUUUAUCAUGCAUAUGAAAACUACUUGACCCAUGCAUUUCCGCAUGAUGAAUUAAAGCCUCUUACAAAAAGCUUCACUGACUCCCUAAGCCAGCUUGGAAAUCUUAAGCUUGAACACUUACCUCAAGACUACAAUGGAUCUGCCCUUACACUUAUCGAAUCGUUGUCCAGCCUUGUCAUCAUGGGUAACAACACAGAAUUUGAAAGGGGAGUUCUAUGGCUCUCUGAAAAUUUAACAUUCGACGUUGAUGCCAGGAUAAAUCUUUUUGAGUGCAACAUAAGAGUUCUUGGGGGACUUAUUUCUGCUCAUAUUCUUGCAACUGAUUCUGCAAAUAGGUUGGUUCAAGGAUCUUACAAGAAUCAACUACUUACAUUGGCUGAAGACUUGGGGAGACGCUUUCUACCAUCAUUUGAUACUCCUACAGGAUUACCAUAUGCUUGGAUUAACUUAAAGCAUGGAGUUAUGGAGAAUGAGACAACUGAAACAAGCACCUCUGGAUGUGGUUCUCUAAUUCUUGAAAUGGGAGCAUUAUCACGACUUACUGGUGAUCCUAGAUAUGAAGCUGCUGCUUUACGCUCUCUUCGUAAGCUUUGGAGCAUGCGCAGUUCUUUAAAUCUACUGGGUACAACAUUAGAUGUAAUAACUGGGGAAUGGAUCGAGUAUUCAUCUGGUAUAGGGGCUGGGGUUGAUUCCUUCUAUGAGUACCUCUUCAAGGCUUUCGUGCUUUUUGGGAAGGAAGAUUAUUGGAGAAUGUUCCAUUCUGCGUAUCUUGCAGUGCAGAAAUAUUUCAGACACGGUCCUUGGUACCAUGAAGCUGACAUGAGAACUGGAAAAGCAACCUAUUGGCAGCUCACAAGUCUCCAAGCAUUUUGGCCUGGUCUGCAGGUUCUUGUUGGGGAUAUCCCAGCUGCUAAUUCAUCACAUCGCGAGUUUGUUCAUGUAUGGGAAAAGUUUGGAGUACAACCCGAAAGGUAUCUUCUGGAUCAUCAAAUGUUACAUCCUACAGAGAAAUAUUAUCCUUUGCGUCCUGAAUUGGCAGAAUCCACAUUCUAUUUGUAUCAAGCCACCAAAGAUCCAUGGUAUAUGGAAGUUGGUGAAUUAAUUGUCAACUCUCUUAAUUUGUACACCAAAGUGGAAGGUGGUUUUGCUAGCAUUAGAGAUGUAACAACAAUGCAAAUGGAGGAUCAUCAACAUAGCUUCUUUCUUGCAGAAACAUGCAAGUAUUUAUACCUUCUUUUUGAUGAUUCAUUUUUGGUUGAUCGGAACUAUAUAUUCACAACUGAGGGUCACCCUCUCCCAGUUUUAAGUUCUUGGCAUGAGAGGCUGCCAGAGACUUACAUUCCAACCAACUGGACUUUUUUCAAGGUUCAGACGCAAAGAAGGAAAGCAAGUGCUAUGUCUUUACAAGUCUGCCCUGCAACAACUUUGAAUCCAAUCCAUGGUGACCAACAGGUUGAGAGUGCUUGUCAUGUCCCCGAUGCUCGUAGUGACCACAGGUGUUUCAGCCAUGAUGAUUGCGGAGUUGAUGCAAUUUCUUGUAGGCAUAGAUCAUGUAGCAUUGCCGGUUACUGUGGAUUAUGGUUGUACAUAUAAAAUCACGGCAUGUCAAGUAGCAUGUUCUUUAUUCUUUGAAACCAGAGUUACAUCUUGUUUCGAGAAAGGUUGGGGAUUUUGGAAGUAGAUUUCAAAAGGUUGUAAACUAGUGCACCCAGUUCUGGAAAACAGAUCUCUCCAGAAAAGAUUGGUAGACCCACAGGAAAGUUGGUGAAUACGGUUAUCAUAAGGUUGUAAACUAACAGACUGGUCAGAUGAAUGGACGACAGAAAUUGUUGUACAAGAGGCAGUUGAUUGAUCUUCUGCUACUUUGCCUUUGGCUUUUGUUUUAUAGGUCUUUUUUUCCUUGA